GCAGCCGCUGUCAUUUUGAAAUACACACAGUCACCGGAGGAAAAUCGCAUUUUUGUUUGUGUCUAUCGUUUCGAUAAAAUUUAUUAAAAUAAAAUAGCAUGGAUUUCUCACAGGAUUAUGGUAUCCACGACAAUGCCGUCAGCACAGGUACAACUAUUAUGGCAGUUGAAUUCGAUGGCGGUGUCGUGAUCGGAGCAGAUUCACGUACCAGCACUGGUCUCUUUGUGGCCAAUCGUGUCACAGACAAAUUGACUCGGAUUACCGAUAAAAUAUAUUGUUGCCGCAGUGGUUCCGCAGCAGACACACAAGCUAUCGCUGAUAUUGUGGCAUAUUCGUUAAAUUACCAUGAAAAUCAAACUGGCCAGGACCCAUUAGUAGCAGAGGCGGCAUCAGAAUUCCGAAAUUAUUGUUACAACUAUCGUGAUAGUUUGCUGGCGGGCAUUAUCGUGGCUGGUUGGGAUAAACGUAAUGGCGGACAAGUGUAUUCUAUACCAUUAGGUGGCAUGCUGAAGCGCGAGUCCGUAACCAUCGGUGGUUCAGGUUCGAGCUAUAUUUAUGGUUACGUUCGUGAAGCUUAUCGCCCACAGAUGAAUAAGGAAGAUUGCGUUGCAUUUGUUGUUAAAGCUGUGAAACAUGCUAUCUACCAUGAUGGUAGUUCAGGUGGUGUGGUACGAAUUGGUAUUAUCACAGAAGACGGCAUCGAAAGAAGAGUGUUCUUUAAUACAGAGUCCGGAAAUCCAGUUGAAAUAGGCAACUAGAUACCUUACAUAAAUAUGACUUAUGAAUAAUAAGAAAUGUAUAUGAGUUUUUAAAAUUAAUAUGGAUUAUUUCAAAUAAAACUUCUUAAAAGAAAAAAUA
Molecule: messenger RNA, 858 nt
Organism: Bactrocera dorsalis (oriental fruit fly)
Lineage: Eukaryota; Metazoa; Arthropoda; Insecta; Diptera; Tephritidae
Gene: Prosbeta1
Product: proteasome subunit beta type-6
Exons: 1
Coding region: 99-758 (219 amino acids)
Cellular component (GO): proteasome core complex
Molecular function (GO): threonine-type endopeptidase activity
Source: RefSeq, a predicted model, not a curated record